This is a messenger RNA of Ilyonectria robusta, 2292 nucleotides long. RefSeq lists its product as uncharacterized. The transcript is spliced from 5 exons. Gene Ontology annotation, molecular function: serine-type peptidase activity. The record is from RefSeq and is a predicted model, not a curated record. Gene Ontology annotation, biological process: proteolysis. NCBI's taxonomy places the organism in Eukaryota, Fungi, Ascomycota, Sordariomycetes, Hypocreales, Nectriaceae. The coding region runs from base 1 to 2292 and encodes 763 amino acids.
AUGCGAACCUCUCCCAUUUUUGCCGGUCUGGCGCUUUCCGCAACGGCGAGUGCCGGAGUUCCUUACUGGGAAGGGUUUGGCACGCCUUCAGGCACUCCAAGCUCUACGCCGACUCCGGGCCCUCCCACUGGAGCUUGUGCUGCGAUUCACAAAGUGUAUGUUGCCAAGCAAGCUGAGGAUCCCGAAGGUUCUGUCCUCGUCCCUCCGUCUGUGGCUCUGAAAUGUCUCCGAUCGAUCAAAGUCGACGUUGCGAAGGAUAUCGAAUUCAUCGACUAUCUUCUACCUUUCAUGGAGUUCCAAAGCACGCUGGAAUAUCUGGCUCGUCCACCGGCCGAGUACCUGAUUCCCGGUGUCGACCUUAUCGGGGGUCUGCUGGGAAUAAAGGCUAAGCUACUCGAAGGAUCGUACGAUAGCCAGUACGAUUUCAUUCGAGAGUUUACAGCAGUGACCAGCCGUGUCAAAGAUGGUCACUUCGGCAUCUUUCUUCCAUUGGCUAACGCAUUCACCUUCGCUCGCGGCGGUGGUGGGUUGGUAUCUGUCUCCGAUGAUGGAUGCAACGUCCCGAAGGUGUACUUGGCUGCGGACGCCAAGAAAUCACUUCUCGAGGGCUAUUCCAAAUCCGAUAUCAUGACCGUCGAUGGCAUGCCAAUCCUGGAAUAUAUCGAAACGCUCACCUCCUUUGGAUCAGGCCAGGAUCCUGACGCUUUGUACAACGAGGUAUUCGAGGGCAUCACAAAAGUAGGACAGGGCUCAGAAGGCUCGUUUUCAGGAACACAGUUUACCUCGAUUGGAGAGGAGACUGUUUUCGAGUUUACAAACGGCUCGCGGGCAACCUUUGAAAACUUUGCGAUAGUCCAGGUGGACUUUUCAGAAAUCGAUUCCCCCGAGGCUCUCCAUAAACAAGUUGAACUUCCGACGACGGUCGCAACGACAGCUGCUCCCACGACGACCGAGCCCUCGACACCCACUACAACUCCCGGUUCUACAGAGACGACAACCACCGCAAGCGACGAGGCUAGCCCAACUGUACCUGGCUACCCCUACCCAGUUUCCAAGCACUCCGCAAAUUGGAUUUCUGGCUACUUCCUUAACGAGACCGAGUAUAAAGAUGUCGGAGUCUUGGUUCUCAAUGCGUUUGAGGCACCCUCGAGCUUCAAUCUGGAUUCGACAGAAGACCUCACGGAAUUUUACAUGACUCUCACUUCCUUCCUCAGUGCAUUCGAAGAAGCUGGCAAGAAAAAGCUCGUCAUUGAUCUGCAGGGCAAUGGAGGUGGUUUUGUCGCUGCAGCUGUCGACCUCCUUCAUGAGAUAUUGCCUGACGUUAAGCUCGACGACGGCUACCGCAUGCGGGCUACGGAUGCUCUCGACUGGAUCGGCGAGAACGUGUGGGAGGACCGCGACUCGGCGCUGAUUGCUUCCGAAAAGAACGAAAAUGGCAAGCCCUACAAGAGCUGGAAACAAAUCUUUGGGCCGCAAACCUUCAACGGAGACGACUUCACUCACUUGAUUUCCAACGGUCUUGUCGAGAUGGCAUUCGGCGAUGGCAGCGACGACUCGGCGACUUUCCCGAGCAACAACACCCUGUCCUCUGGAUACCUGAAGGCUGAUAACAUCGUCAUCCUCACUGACGCUUCGUGUCACUCUUCCUGCCCCCUCUUCACUGGCUGGAUGUCGCGCCUCGGCGGCGUGCGCACCAUCGCCAUCGGCGGUCGCCCUCUGAGCGCACCAAUGCAGGCGAUGGGAGGAACCAAGGGUGGUGUUGUUCUCAAGCUUGCCCAGGUGCAGGGAGACAUCAACCUUGCGCUCAAUAAGACCGAAGGGAUGGUCCCAUACACGUUGGAUCUACCUAGCGUCGAAGAAGCGCCUCUGUUGAUUACUGACACAGCAAUCAACACGCAGAACCAAUACCUGCCUGGCUUCAAGAACAGCCUGCCACUACAGUUCGUCUACGAGGCAGCCCACUGCAAGAUGUUCUACACCACUGAGAUGGUCUUCGACGUGACCAAGAUUUGGGAGGGCGUCGCAGAGGUUGCAUGGAACGGUGGCAAGUGUGUCCCCGGCUCAACCGUCAACGACGACAACACCAUCGGCGACACGACGCCAGAAUUCACCCCCGCGGUCUGGUCUACGGCGAAGUGGCCUGCGGUUCCCGGUGCUCUCCUUGCUGUUGGAGGUGACGACUACAAGUCCGGCGCAACCCACUCUAAGAAGGAGAGACGAAGCAAGCGGGAUGACGAGCGCGUUAAGUUCGUCGAGCACGGUCCGCUCCCGACGAAGAGAGUUGUUUUCUAG